GGACACACGUCUCGACCGCAAUUUGCACCGCAGUGACGUCCCAUAUCGAAUAAUCGAAUUCGUGUAGUGAAGUGCAAUGUAGCAUCGAUUUGCGUGAUCUCGAUUGUGGUGUGCGUUAUCGAUUUCGGAGACAAGGUAAUAGGGUUGGGAAAUUGAGGGUCGAAAUUUUACGACGCGGACAUUCAUGCAUAAAUCGGACACGAUGAUAACCGAAGGCGGUGGAGUGAGGGCGGAGGCGCCAUGAGCGCGGGCGUGCGCACCGCCGCGGGCGACUCCACGCCCGGCUCUGACGGCGAUCGCAUCACGCGCCUCUUUCCCAAGUGCAGACCGAAGAACAUGCAGCACCACCACGAUAGACUGAAUACUGCCAUAGAGGGUCGGGAGCUCAACAACAUGAAUAACGUGUCAUCAGACGAGGAUCGGGAAAAUGACGUGCAGCCCGUCAUAGUCAACUCCAAGGGUGCCUACAAGCUUAGGGAUUCUAGAAUAAUAGAAAUCGCCGGAGGGAGGGAAGUUUACUCCCAGAGUCGGACAAAAGCGGCGAGAAAAUUACGUCACAACAACACGCAUAAGCACAACUUGAGGAAUAAAAUAAGAUCCAUCAGCAAAGAUGCUGCCGACUACGGAGAUACCAUCACAAACGAGAUAUCCUUACACAGGAUAAACAGUGAACCCAAAAAGAUGAUAUCAAGACACACGUCACCAACAUACACGAAUGGUGAUCAAAUUCUAGAACAAACUAUGGGAAUACCCAAAAACAGUUCCCCCAUACUCGACCCACAUAAGAUUGCCGAUGUUAGCGCUAAGAGUAGUCCGAUAGCAGUUGUAGCUGAUGGUGAAGUCGUGGUCUUUGAUGACAAUGACGACUGGAAAGUUAUAUUGAAUUCUGUGUCUCUAGGUUUGAGGACGGAACCAGACGCUAGUGAUGACGAAAUCGAUAUGAGUGUUAAAAGGACUUUAGACAAUUUGAAAAAUGGUGAUAGUGAAAUGAACAAUAGGAGUGAAAGUGAUGGCAGUGACUCGAGUCCUUCGAGAGAUGACGUCAGACUAAGUGAUGCCAGCCCCACUGGUGUGUGGCUUUCUGGGGAUGAAGACAAGAACAGGGUUACUAGGGUAAUAGGUGAAUUGCCGAUCGCGGAGUAUGAAGGAUCACCGAGACGGUAUGGCAUUGGUACCCAAAAAACUCAUGUUAGAUCGCCGAGGCCUGGAUUUCCUCAGCGAAUUAUAACAGAGAGUAGAGAUGAAACCCCUCCACCAAGCUCAACAGCAUUUGACUAUUUGUACGAGUUCUCUGAGACGAGGAAGGUGCUCGAGGAAUUCUUUAGAUGUCCACAGCAACAGAAUUCCAAUGAUGAAAUUGUUAAUUUUCAAGAGCUAGACUACGAGCUCCGUCGCCAGACACAAGAAUGUCCUUCAGAAAACGGUAUAGAAGGCAGCGAUGUGGAAUGGCCGCUCGCUGACGCGCUGCACUCACCGCACACCGCGCACAACCAUACUAACUUCCUUGGCCUACAGCAACAGCGCGGACGCUACAACGCCCCAGACAUGUCGGCACUCCGCGCGUCGCACUCCGCGGCGGUGGACGCGUGCGAGCCCGACGCGCCCGACAGCGUGUGUGCGUCACCUGCUGUUAGGGACGCGCUAGCGUUGUCGUCUGCUAGUGAUACGCCUAGUGACUUGUCGCUUGCGCUUAUGGAGAACGAGCUGAGCGAAAUGAAAGUACAAAUGGAGCUGAACCGCGUAGUGGGCGCGCACAUGCCGGUGGUUGAAGAUGGUCUCUCGUCAGGACACGUAUCCGACAGUGAUAAUAAUAACCAGAUUAUUACUAUACCGGCGCAUUCACCGAUGAAGAUAGAGGAAAUCGUAGAUAGCGGGACUAACACAGACCCACAUUUAUUGUCUGAUGCGGACUUGCAUUCUUUGGAUCCAUUGGCGUGCAGCUCAGCCCCGCCUCCCCCCGCCCCAGCUCCGCACCGACCACUCGAACACGCGCAUGCGCUCUCCCCGCACGCGCAUGCGCACGUGCAGCACACGCCGCAUGCGCACAGCCCGCACGCCAUGUCGCCCCAUGCGCACACGCCGCACCACCACCAUGCGCACGUGCAGCACCAUGAUGACGUGUAUCCCAGGAAAAGACCAACAUCAGCUCAGAGCAACGAAUCGGUAGAAAUCAAACCUGCGAGUGGAGAUGAAGACGAAGCAGACACUGAUUUGGAGACAGAUAGACUACUGGGACAGCAGAGAACUGACGAUCAAGGAUUCUUUGAUGACAAAGGCUGGCGCAAACCAAAAUCGCGGACAGUGAUGCCAUCUGUGGGCUCGACGGGAACUAACAGGGAGUCGCACGCGCAUGAAAACAAUGAUCCGAGAGACGAAGAUACGCUUCAUAAUGGGAAGGAUAAAGAUGCAAAGAAGAAGAGUAAAAAUAAAGAAGACAUCGCUUCAGUCCUCAUAGAGGGUGUAUUAUUCCGGGCCCGGUAUCUCGGUUCCACACAACUGGCCUGCGAGGGACAGCCAACCAAAGCCACUAGAAUGCUGCAGGCUGAAGAAGCUGUAUCUAGGAUUAAGAGUAUUUUUUCAGUGUUCCUCACCCCUCGACCUGACCCAAGAAGAUGUCGGAUCCCGUAUUGGCCGGCUAGCCUCCUCUGGAUAUCUUUACUGUCGCUUAUUCGCUUAGCUCGCUUUGCAUCCCGUAAGUGGUGCGAGGGCCCGUACAGCGGCGUGUACGCGGCGCCCGCGGCGGUGUUCCGCCUCGCCUUCCUGGGCUCGGUCGAGGUGGACGAGGACUCGAGGCGACGCAAACGACGCCCCAAAAAGAACAUGGUGGAAGAGGCGGUCACUAAGAUCAAGGCUUUGGCCCCCGAGGGUGAAAACCAGCCAAGCACAGAGGUGGAUCUAUUCAUAUCAACGGAAAAGAUAAUGGUCCUGAAUACGGAACUAAAGGAGAUCAUGAUGGACCACGCUCUACGGACGAUCUCAUACAUCGCAGAUAUUGGAGACUUGGUAGUUCUGAUGGCCAGGAGACGCUUCGUGCCGCAUGAAAGUGAUUCUGAUCAGCCGAAACUGAACCGUACGCCCAAAAUGAUAUGCCACGUUUUUGAGAGUGAGGAGGCUCAAUUCAUCGCCCAGUCUAUUGGCCAAGCUUUCCAAGUGGCAUAUAUGGAGUUCCUUAAAGCCAAUGGGAUCGAAGACCACAGCUUCGUCAAGGAAAUGGAUUAUCAGGAAGUGCUCAACAGCCAGGAGAUAUUUGGAGAUGAGUUGCAAAUGUUCGCUAAGAAGGAGUUACAGAAAGAGGUGGUGGUGCCGAAGAGCAAGGGGGAGAUCCUGGGGGUGGUGGUGGUGGAGUCGGGCUGGGGGUCCAUGCUGCCCACCGUUGUGAUCGCCAACCUGGCGCCCGCGGGGGCUGCGGCUAGGUGUGGACAGCUUAAUAUUGGAGACCAAAUAAUAGCCAUCAAUGGAGUCAGUCUGGUCGGUCUCCCGCUAUCCACCUGCCAGACGUACAUCAAGAACUCCAAGAACCAGACCGUUGUGAAACUGACCGUUGUACCUUGUGCUCCUGUUGUGGAAGUGAAGAUCAAACGACCAGACACUAAAUAUCAGCUCGGUUUUAGUGUUCAGAAUGGUGUGAUAUGCAGUCUCCUCCGCGGCGGUAUAGCUGAGCGUGGUGGAGUUCGCGUCGGACACCGCAUCAUUGAGAUCAACUCACAAAGUGUGGUCGCCGUACCUCAUGAGAGGAUUGUUAACUUGCUCGCUACUUCUGUAGGGGAGAUCCUAAUGAAGACGAUGCCUACAUCAAUGUUCCGACUGCUCACCGGCCAAGAGAACCCCGUGUUCAUAUAACGCGAAGUGCCUCACACUACACAAUACACCUUAUCCAUACAUUUGGAAUUAAAUCGCUAUUUCUAUACUCGAAUCACGGAAACAUAGUACAUUUAAUGCUGGAGCUAAUUGGUCCUUCGAGGACGCUUUAAAACUAAACACUGGUGAAGCAUUUGUAAUUUUAUAUGACACCUGAAUCUGGCUUGCAAUUCGUAGUCCUAAAAAAUAAUCAUAUCUAUACUAAUAUUAUAAAGCUGAAGAGUUUGUUUGUUUGAACGCGCCAAUCUCGGGAACUACUAGUUCGAUUCGAAAAAUUCUUUCGGUGUUAGAUAGCCCAUUUAUCGAGAAAAGCUUAUCAUCACGCUAAAACCAACAGGAGUGGAGCAAUGCGGGUGAAACCGCGGGGAACAGCUAGUAUUUGAUAAAGCGUGACUAUAACGGACUCGACAAUAUUUACUUAAAAAAUCACACAUUUUGGUGAAUUUCCAGCAAGCGAUUUAGUGUCCUAAAGCUGUGCUAUAAUACUCAAAUCAAUGGCUAUACAAUGUGAUGUCUUACUUCGGAUCGCUUAUGCUUAAGUGGUUAAGACUAGAUCUAAGUUGUAUAUUUAGUCGGUUAUUAUUUGCUAUCAAUAUUGUAUUAAAUUAUUUCACAUUGGUUAAUUUUGAUCUAGGACUUGCCCGUUUUUUACUUGCCCAAAUACUUGUUUAUAAAAUAAUUUCUUUUGGUAAAUUUUUUUAAUUACCCAGUUAAAGUAAAAAUUCUUGACUUGGUUAUCUCUUUAUUGGUAGCAAAUAUAACUAUAAAAAUUAUCAUAACAAAUGUAUACAUACAUAUUAUUCCAUUUACUAAUUUAUUAAUACGUAUAAAAUGUGAAAAACUCAUAUCUGCUUAGAUAUUAUUAAUAUAAGUGUCAUAGUUAUGCUAUAUUACGUUUUCCCUCUAAUCAAAUUUGAUGCCAUUUUUGCCGCGAAUUUUUAUGUUUUUUAAAUUUUAAUUUAAAAUUAUUGGUUGUGUAACAAUAUUUUGUUGUUUUUUAUGUUAAUUUAAGUAAACGAUUGCCAUAUUAAUAUAAGUUAUUUAAAAUUUUCAUCAUUCCAUUACUAUUUUAUCUUUUAAAGUCCCUCACCGUGCACCAUAGUUCAAAUAAGUUCAGAUUUUAAAUGUAUAGCUGAUGUAGGACGGACGGGUCUUGAUACUCGCUGAUGGUAAAGUAUCAAAGUUAUCCGCGACUAUACCGAGACCAUGAAUCUCAAGUGAUCAUUGAUAAAUAAAGAAUUGAUUAGCGGAUAGUAUUAAUAAUACAUUAUUUCGUGUAGCGUUUCAAAAGAUAUGUCAUAUUUUGUAAAUUUUAUAGUGUGGCUAUAGCGUUACUAUAUUAUAAUCUAUGUGUUUCAUAGCUAAGCUUAGCGCGACAAGGUUUAUUUAUGUAUAAAAUUAUUAUUGAAAUGAUAUUUUCAAAAGUGUAUGAUGUAAUUCGUGAAGUAACCCUAAUAUAAAUCCUGCUUUCUUGUAUUCUCAAUAUUCUGAUGCUUGGAUACAUUUUUUUUCAUUCUAAAAACACCGAUUAGUCGAACAUUGUAGUCUCGCCCUUACGACCAAUAUCUUAGUUUUAUUUUAUUAAUUUUAGAAUACUGUUUCUAUUGAAUACCUACCACUUGAUAUAAUUUAAAUUGAACACUUCUAUUCCCACCUAAAAUCCCGCUAAGUAUAUAGACAAUACAGUCUGACAUGUAAUUUUGUAUUGCUAGCUGUUGUGAAUAAGAUUUAUUUACAUUGAAAUAAACAGAUAAUAAAUAGCAUUUUAUUGUAAAAGCUGGUAUAUUGUAGGUACACUAUAACAUGUGAAAAACUAUUGUUGUUCUCAUUUCUAAGAGUAUUAUUCUAGUCUGCAUUAAAGUUAAGAAUAAAUUGAACAAACUGA
Messenger RNA from Colias croceus (clouded yellow), 5743 nucleotides. RefSeq lists its product as uncharacterized. Gene Ontology annotation, molecular function: protein binding. The transcript has 27 exons. Gene Ontology annotation, biological process: chemical synaptic transmission. The record is from RefSeq and is a predicted model, not a curated record. Gene Ontology annotation, cellular component: cytoplasm; dendritic spine; plasma membrane. Bases 241 to 3840 code for a protein of 1199 amino acids. Lineage: Eukaryota; Metazoa; Arthropoda; Insecta; Lepidoptera; Pieridae.